This is a messenger RNA of Mizuhopecten yessoensis (Yesso scallop), 1969 nucleotides long. RefSeq names its product probable dual specificity protein phosphatase DDB_G0281963. Gene Ontology annotation, cellular component: nucleus. Gene Ontology annotation, molecular function: protein tyrosine/serine/threonine phosphatase activity. The transcript is spliced from 8 exons. Bases 143 to 1105 code for a protein of 320 amino acids. The record is from RefSeq and is a predicted model, not a curated record. NCBI's taxonomy places the organism in Eukaryota, Metazoa, Mollusca, Bivalvia, Pectinida, Pectinidae. Gene Ontology annotation, biological process: protein dephosphorylation.
UUCAAGAUGUCGGCGCCCAAUGUUGCACAAUUAUAAGUCACUUCCACAAUAUAACUUGAUAAUUACUGAAACAGUGAGUAAUACGGCAACAUCAUACUCUUGACCAUCAUCAACAAAUACGUUGGAAAUUUAAAUCAAAACAAUGGCCGAGACUGUGUUAGAUAUUAAUGAGAUCCUUCCUGAAUUUCCAAAUCUAUAUCUGGGAAGUUGGAGUGCAGCAAAAGAUAUUAUCAGACUAAAGGCAAGGGGAAUAACACACAUAUUGACAGUGAAUAACUCGCCUCUUCCAAAGUCUGUUAGUGAACAGUUCAAGUACAAGUUCAUUCAUGGGUUUGAUCUCGAGUUCACAGACCUGCUUAACUACUUUGAAGAAUGCAUCAAGUUCAUUGAUGAAGGGAUCAGAUAUGGUUCAGUUCUGGUACACUGCUUGGCAGGCUGUUCUAGAAGUGCUACCAUGGUGAUUGCGUACAUAAUGAAAAAGAAACAGAUGGGGUAUGGUGAGGCGCUGGGAAUAGUCCGUCGGAGCAGAUCCAUAGUUCACCCUAAUGAAGGAUUUAAAGAACAGCUUCUCCUAUAUCAAGAAAUGGAGAAUAAGAUUGAUACAACCAAUGAAAGAUUUCGACGAUAUCGCCUCAAAAAACUGGCUUUAAAAAUUCACAGCUAUGAUUUAGGUGAAACUUUCAGUCCAGAGGAGCUGACAGCUAAUCCAUCAGAUUCGGAUAACAAGGCAGAUAUAGUCUACAAAUGUCGGAAAUGCAGGCAGGCUUUAUUUAAAAAGUCUGGUUUAAUUUCACACAAUGUUGGUGAGGGAGAAGCUGCCUUUGAUUGGAGAAGUAAGAUCCCAUCCAAUAAGAAAGAGACAGUUGAAGGCAGAGAGAGUACUACUGUCUGUACCCAAUCCCUAUUCAUAGAACCAGUACGGUGGAUGGCUGAAUCUAUAUCGGAACCUGUGGGCAAGGUGUCUUGUCCAAAGUGUAAUUCUAAAAUUGGAUCAUUUGUAUGGCAUGGGGAGAAAUGUCCCUGUGGAGCCUGGGUAGCACCAGCCUUUCACAUUCGUGCUAACAAGGUUGACGAGAGUAAACCAUUUGUACUGCUGGCUAAAUGAAGAUAUUACAAGGUGGAUAAUUUCCUGUUUUCAUGGACAGUGAGAAAAUUCAUUAAUUGUCUGAGGCAGUCCUUUGAGACACCAAACAUUUAAAUUGUGAUUGGCAAAAUAUUAAAUUAAACAACAGCGGAAUAAAACAUAGAAUUAUAUAACAUGUAGCAUAUAUUUUGUCAACCUUGGACAUUAUCGACUGGUUGUAUUAAAAUUACAGGCACUUGCAGUGAAGUGGAGUAUAUAUCAUUGAUGGACUGUGAGAGAGAUGUGAAUGAGACAACCGUCAUACAGUAGUGUUGAGAUGGAAGUCUUAUGCAAUGUAAUAUUAUUACCUGUCAUAUGAUGGAAUUGUUUGAUAUUAUUAUAAAAAUUUGUUCAAAAUUUCCGUUGUGAAGUGCAAUACUGUAUAUCAGGCCAUUCAAGUGUGAAGAGAAUUUCACAAAUUUAAGUAAAAAAAAUCAUAUUUUCGUGUAUGUAUCUCAAUGCUCAUGCUGUAACAUAAGUGUGUAGUAUUUUUCUAUAUGAGCAUGUACAUGAAAUCAAACUUUUGCAUUCUAUGUUUGGGAGAUUUUAUCAUUUUAAAAUUACCGUACCACAAAUCUAUCAAAAAAAACUGUGGUAAAAUUGCAGUCAUAAAAUUCCAUAAAUACUGUAAGUGUAUAAGUUUGAAAAGAUUUUUAAAUUUUGAUGAAUUAUUUUCCCGACGGCUACUUCUCUUACCAGAAGCAGGGUUGAGGCCAUGUUUAUGUCAUUAUCAUGCAUACCGGUAUGUGUGUUCACAAGAUGUCACAAGAGCAGAAUCCAAUGAAUAGUGACUGUAUCUCUGACUUGGUCAAAGGUCAGAUUAAACAAUAAACGUGUUGAGUGUUA